Molecule: messenger RNA, 944 nt
Organism: Cladocopium goreaui
Lineage: Eukaryota; Dinophyceae; Suessiales; Symbiodiniaceae
Source: the annotation of a GenBank genome assembly
AUGGUUGAUCCUGAUGCUGUGGCUGAACGAGCUGAACAACUGCAGAUACAUUUUGCCUCAAACUGCCCUGUCCUUCAGCAAAUUGCCCUAGCGAGCCAGUACAUGCGGGAAAAAGACGAAGAGCCGCUGAACAAGAAGCUCAAACAGGAGCCCGUCGGCGUCGACAAGGCCGCAGUGCCACCCAACCAACAGAACAAGGCCCUGCUCACGCUGAUCCACCAUCUGGCCAAGGUGGUCCUCCAACACGAUCGGGCAAUCCAGAUGGAUCGCAAACAGGACUCCUUCGUUAUCUUUGCCCAAGUCAGCGCGGAGGGAGCGCUCCCGUUGCUGACGUUGAAAGCCAAGGAAUGGAAGGACAUGACGGAGAAGACCACCACACUCCGCACCUACCUGCUGAAGCACCUGAUCCUGGAGAUACAACAGAGGGCCAUCAAGCUGUCCCAGAGCUCCCAGGGGACCCAGCUGUGGGACGUGGCAGUAACCAAGGGGGUGAUCCUCCAGGACGGAUCAUGGCCGUUCCAACAAUGGUGCCACACGGAGAAGAAACUCACCAAGUCCCAUCGAGCGCCACUCCCGAUGAGCCGCAUCCUGAAGGACCUGCAGUUCAUGGUGGAUCUCCUGACCGACAACGACCAUGUGAUGCGCUUCCACUCACUGAGGCCGCAAGCCAAUGUGGUGCCGUGGAUGCUACAGCUCAACAUGCGCGAAGACGAUCUUUGGAGACUUUUUCAUCAGCUGAGUCAGUCCACCCUUUGGGGACUCAUGGGCCUGAGCUUGAAGCAGCACAACCAACAAGUCAGCAAACCAGCGCAGCUGCUGGAACAGCUGACCAACACCCAGGGGACGGCCCCCAAAGGAGGUUGCAAAGCUGACACUUGGCAAUACGGGCCAUAUGUGCUAUGCCAACAGCGCCUUCACCUGCUUUUUGUGGUCGGCCCUGAGCA